AUGCAUUACAUACACAAUGGUGAAUCGUUUGUAACAGCAAAAUCAAUUAAAAAUGAUCAGUUUAUUUAUUUUGGUGGUGAAACUAUUUAUGUUAAAGAGAAACUUAUUGAUUUUCAAACGCAACUGGUCCAAGGUCACAUGCCAUUUGCGAGUUUUACGCAAGCAUUUAACACAAAAAUUGAUAUUUUACGUGAAAAUGCUGAUGACACAACUUCUUCACCAGUCCAACGUACAACAACAUAUAGACAAAAUCGAACAUCAAUACUAAGAAAACGGCGUUCAACGAUGACAACAAUGAACGAUAAACAUUUUCAAAUUACGUACAUGAUUUAUGAACUCAUGCAAAAAGGUGACAAUCGUUUCUGCUAUGGUCAUAAACCUUCUCUUGCUAAAAAACCGGCCGUGCAAAAGAUCAAUAGUGGACCGUUGCUAACUCAAAAACAGUUAAAGUUAGCAUUGGAAGCAGAAAAAGGAGUAAAUGAUGCCCGAAAAGAACAUUUAUGCAACGUGGUUAGAGGAGAUGCGAAUAACAAAAGUGUAUCAAAUUAUGGUAUUUUGGUCACAUUUAGCAACUGCUCAGUGAUUCUUGGUUUUGAUGAGUUGGCUCGUUCAGAAAGUAUGCGCCGAGUAGUUCGUCAUCUUCUUCGUAUUCUUAAAAAUGGUGAAUUACCUAAUCUUGGCAUGUACGAUACGGCAUGUAUGUUGAAAUUGUUCAUAUCAAACUGGUUCAACACAAAGUAUCUAAAGAAAUCCAAACGAACAAUAUUUUUAUCACGCAUGAAACUUGUCAUUGAUCGAUUUCACAAGGAGAAUCACAAGCGCGAUAUGUGCAAAACAGUAAUGCGUGCCGAUCAUCCAUCACACAACGGUGCAUUCAAGAACAUUGAUUCACAAGUUGCCGAACGUAUGUUUAGUUAUUUAACUAAUUUCAGCCACUGUGUUCGUGGCUACAGCUAUCCGAAAUCACCGGCAUUUUUUAUGAUUUUAUUUCAUUUAAAAAAUUGUCGAACAACUAAUAUUAAUCCAAAUGCACAAAGAAUUGGCUUACGAGUACUACCAAAGAACUCACAGAACAACAAGGCAUAUUUAUUCGCAACAUUGUGUUUAGAUCCCUCGUUCACAUCAGAUUUAUCUGGUACAUCAUCGAUUCAUACAUUUAUUACAGGCUUUACUCGACGUUUACUUAAUCGAACUGUUGUUCAGUCUGCGUCAACCAGUACCGAAACGAAUAUUGAUUCAGGAAACUUAUUAAGAUCAAUAAAACGAAAACGUGAUGAUAAAAGUGGUACUACACAAACAAAGAAAAAAUUCAAAAAAUAA
This is a messenger RNA of Didymodactylos carnosus, 1320 nucleotides long. The record is from the annotation of a GenBank genome assembly. Lineage: Eukaryota; Metazoa; Rotifera; Eurotatoria; Philodinida; Philodinidae.